AUGCCGUAUUCGAAUGCUUGUGAGAGCGAAAUCCAUCUUCCAGAUUAUGAAGAAGAGAAAGGAAUUUUUGAAUCUUUCUUGGAAUACCUUCCUCUGACAUUCUGGGAAGAACAUGCACAACAAACCAAUUUGUAUUCAGUUCAAAAACGACAACAUAAAUCUGUUAACACCAGUGGAGAAGAAAUGUUGCAUUUAGCUGGAAUACAUGAUGUUACGGGAGUUCUGGGCUAUGCACAAAGUAAGCUGUACUGGCAGCAAGAUAUUCAGGUUCCAGUUAUUGCUAAGUGUAUGCCAAGAGACCGUUUCUAUGAACUGAGAAAUUAUAUGCAUUUUGUGGAUAGCACAAGUGAGCACAAUGAGAAGCUUUGGAAGGUAAAACCUUUUCUUGAUUGUGUGCAGAAGAAGUGUCUGACCCUUCCAAGAUCACAUCAUCUUUCCAUUGACGAACAGAUGGUGCCAUUUUCUGGUAAAUGUGGCUUUGUGAGUUACGUACUAUCAAAACCUAAUCCAUUAGGUUUAAAAUGCUUCAUUCUGGCUGCACCUGAUGGCCUUGUGUUGGACUUCAUGUUUUAUACUAGGUCAGGUACUGUGUCAGCUGAAGAUAUGAAAGAAUAUGGUCUCGUUGCAGCAGUUGUUAAGAUAAUGACAGAAAGUGUUCCUAGAGACAACCAGCAUCGUGUAUACACUGAUAGAUUUUUCACUAGUUAG
Molecule: messenger RNA, 708 nt
Organism: Schistocerca gregaria
Lineage: Eukaryota; Metazoa; Arthropoda; Insecta; Orthoptera; Acrididae
Product: piggyBac transposable element-derived protein 2-like
Exons: 1
Coding region: 1-708 (235 amino acids)
Source: RefSeq, a predicted model, not a curated record